UGAUGGUCAAUUUACAACUUUUAAUAGUGGUCUUCUCUAUUGGUUAACAUUGUUUAGUUGGUGGUGUUUUGAUAUUUUACCGAUGUUUAUUAUUGUAUAUCAGUUAUUAUUAAAUUAUUUUUUUAUUUAGCCGAUAUUAAUAAAUAUAUAAAACGUAUAUUCUUUCUUUAAUUCCGUUAGAAUUUUGUCGAAAUAAUUUCGUUUUACUUCUUGAACACUCGGUAUCAGGCUUUGAAAUAGUAAUCUAUUGUAUUAAAGUUAUUAAAUUAUUUUUAAAUUAUCAAGAUGGAUCAGAUGUUACCCAGUCCAUAUAAUAUACCGGGGAUUGGGACUCCGCUGCAUCAGCCUGAAGAAGAUCAACAAAUAUUGCCGAACGCCAUGCAACAGCAACAACACCAAGCUUUGGCUACGUUGAGUUCUUCACCGUUGGUUGGAUUUGGAGGAUCUAUAAUGGGCACUCCUCAGAGAUCUAUGCACACUUAUGCGCCGACUGCUAGUUUCUCAACACCACAGCAAAUGAUGCAGCCUCAAACUCCCCAAAAUCUUAUGUCACCUAUGAUAACUAGUGGAAGUUUAGCAGGACAACAAAUGCUUAGCCAAGCUAGUCCAGCGCCUAUGACUCCCAUGACUCCUCAUUCAGCUGACCCUGGUAUUUUACCACAGUUACAGAAUAUUGUGUCAACUGUAAAUUUAAAUUGUAAGCUAGACCUAAAAAAAAUUGCUCUACAUGCUCGAAAUGCAGAAUAUAAUCCAAAGCGUUUUGCUGCCGUUAUUAUGAGAAUAAGGGAACCCAGGACUACAGCACUGAUUUUUUCAUCUGGAAAAAUGGUGUGCACAGGUGCCAAAAGUGAAGAAGAUUCUCGGUUAGCUGCUAGAAAGUAUGCUAGAAUUAUACAAAAACUUGGUUUUACAGCAAAAUUUUUAGACUUCAAAAUACAAAACAUGGUUGGAAGCUGUGAUGUUAAAUUUCCAAUUCGACUUGAAGGAUUAGUUCUUACACAUGGACAGUUCAGUUCUUAUGAACCGGAACUUUUUCCUGGACUUAUAUAUAGAAUGGUGAAACCAAGAAUAGUACUGUUAAUAUUUGUUUCAGGCAAAGUGGUACUGACAGGUGCUAAAGUACGGCAAGAAAUAUAUGAGGCAUUUGAUAAUAUUUAUCCUAUUCUAAAAAGUUUUAAAAAACAGUAAAUUAUUAUCACAUAA
Molecule: messenger RNA, 1203 nt
Organism: Galleria mellonella (greater wax moth)
Lineage: Eukaryota; Metazoa; Arthropoda; Insecta; Lepidoptera; Pyralidae
Gene: Tbp
Product: TATA-box-binding protein
Exons: 4
Coding region: 286-1188 (300 amino acids)
Biological process (GO): DNA-templated transcription initiation
Molecular function (GO): DNA binding; RNA polymerase II general transcription initiation factor activity
Source: RefSeq, a predicted model, not a curated record